Molecule: messenger RNA, 888 nt
Organism: Triticum turgidum subsp. durum (durum wheat)
Lineage: Eukaryota; Viridiplantae; Streptophyta; Magnoliopsida; Poales; Poaceae
Source: the annotation of a GenBank genome assembly
AUGGACGCCGGCGUGGGUCUCCGGCCGAGGCCCGGUACUGCAUGGGCCAAACGACGGAAGCCGCAGGGAUUCCCCCCGGCGACAGUGCCGGCGGUGAGGCUCGACCAGAAUCCGGCGCGGCGGCCGCUGGUCCUGCGCACCGACGCGGGGAGCCGGAGCACCGAUCCCAUCCGUGGCGCCAGCCUCAAGGCCCUGUGCUGCCACAAAUCGGCAGGUACUGAGAAAGCCCACUAUUCUGCUGAUGAGGCUCUCGUACUAAAGCAAAAAGCAGAGGACGUGCUCCCUUACCUGAAUGACCGCUGUGUUUAUCUAGUUGGAAUGAUGGGUUCCGGCAAAACUACAGUUGGGAAGAUAAUAGCUGAAGUACUAGGCUAUUCAUUCUUUGACAGUGAUAAGCUGGUUGAGCAGUCUGUUGGCAUACCGUCGGUGGCUGAGAUUUUUCAGGUCCACAGUGAAGCAUUCUUCAGAGAUAACGAGAGUGAGGUACUAAGGGAUUUGUCGUCAAUGCACCGAUUAAUUGUUGCAACAGGAGGUGGUGCGGUGAUACGACCAAUCAAUUGGAGUUAUAUGAAGAAAGGACUCACUAUUUGGUUAGAUGUUCCAUUGGACGCCCUUGCAAGAAGGAUUGCUGCGGUUGGUACUGCGUCACGACCCCUCCUGCAUCAGGAAUCUGGUGAUCCUUAUGCAAAGGCCUAUGCCAAACUUACAGCACUUUUUGAACAAAGAAUGGAUUCAUAUGCUAAUGCUGAUGCCCGAGUUUCCCUUGAAAAUAUUGCAUUCAAACAAGGACAUAAUGAUGUGAAUGUACUUACACCAAGUGCCAUCGCUAUUGAGGCAUUGCUAAAGAUGGAGAGCUUUCUUACUGAGAAGGCCAUGGUCAGAAACUGA